AGGCUCAACUCUGGAAUAAACUUUUUCAAUUAGAAACAAUCUGUCAAAUUCCACAAUAUUACAAACAAUAUCUGGUUAAUUUCUUUGAACAUUGUGACAAAAAAAACCCAAAAGAUUAUACACAUGAUGAUUCAAAACUAUUGUCAACAGUAAAAAAAUUUCUUGAAAAUAUUUGGGAUUUGAAAAAAAUACCAAAAAAGAAAAAAUCAAUCACAGAGCCAACAUAUUCACAUGAAUUUGUUACACAUUUAGUGGAUUUUUUAAAAGAUGACUUGCUGAAUAUUGAAACAUCCUGGUUUAAUGUUGAGAGUACAGCAACCAAAAAUAGGAAUAAUUUAAUUGGUCCAAGGAGAUGUCCAGACGUUCUCUGGUCAUUGGAAAGUGGCAUUGAAGAAUUAAAUUUUGAAAUACUUUAUAUCGAAAUUUCCAAUGGGCCUUUUAAUAUAACUGAUAAACAUAUCAAAAAAGAUAAAAUACGAUUAGGGAAAUAUUGCAAAGAUUCACUUAAUUACAUUCAUAAUGAAUCUUAUUCUGUUUCACCUGAUAAAAAACUAAGAUAA
Molecule: messenger RNA, 560 nt
Organism: Entrophospora sp. SA101
Lineage: Eukaryota; Fungi; Glomeromycota; Glomeromycetes; Entrophosporales; Entrophosporaceae
Source: the annotation of a GenBank genome assembly